CGUACUUAUGCUGUCUGGCAUGCAGGUCCACUUCUCUACAUCGUCAUCCACGUAACAGUUGGGUGGGGUACACCAAAAGCUUCAUGCCCUCCUUAUCAGAUAAAUCGUGGGCGGUUUUGCGUCUGCUCACUCAUUGUUGCUCACUCAUUGUUGCUCACAUAUUUUAUAAGCAGCUGGAAAUUCUAGACUAGGGUUUGAUUAUUAUUAUUUUUGGCUUUCGAUCAUGGCCUUGGAUGAUGCAAUGUUUCUGGCCAUGGCCUUCGCGGAGGCGAAGGCUGGUUAUGAAGAAGGUGGCAUACCCAUCGGAGCAGUUCUUGUGUCCAAAGAUGGCAAGGUACUAGGUCGUGGGCGCAACCAGAGGGUGCAGGAAAGCAGCAAUAUUCUCCAUGGCGAGACCUCGGCACUCCAGAAUGCUGGACGUCUGUCACCAGAGGCAUACAAGGGAGCCACAAUGUACACUACUUUGUCGCCUUGUGAUAUGUGUACCGGCGCGUGCCUUCUCUUCGGUAUUCCACGCGUGGUUGUCGGCGAGAACAAGAGUUGGCUUGGUGGCGAGGAAUACCUGAAGAAAAGGGAAGUCGAAGUUGUCGUCAUGGAUGAUAAGAAUUGCAUCGAGCUGAUGGAAAAGUUCAUACGAGAGAAGCCCGAUAUUUGGAACGAAGAUGUGGGGGGUAAACCAUAAAUCAUGUGAGAUACAUGCAGUCAAUACAAGCAGUAGAUGAUUGGCUGAGAGACCUCUCUGAUAUAGGGAUGGUUUGCAUUGCAGUGAGGACCAUAAGCAUGUUGUGUUUCUUGUCGUGUCGCAAAAAUUCUACUGUAUACGUAUUAGUGGAUAUACCAUCAACGUUGAUCUUAAAGACUCUGGCCAGGUAUAGGCGCAGAUUAUGGCAAGGAGAAGAAUUUACGGUCAAAGAAUAUGGAAGCAACCCAACAACGAUAUUUUGGCUCAAGAUUAACUAAGCAACAAUGGUCACUACGCCACCAUAAGCCACCGCCUCCAAUAAGAA
Molecule: messenger RNA, 1007 nt
Organism: Truncatella angustata
Lineage: Eukaryota; Fungi; Ascomycota; Sordariomycetes; Amphisphaeriales; Sporocadaceae
Product: cytidine deaminase-like protein
Exons: 5
Coding region: 224-682 (152 amino acids)
Cellular component (GO): cytoplasm; nucleus
Molecular function (GO): diaminohydroxyphosphoribosylaminopyrimidine deaminase activity
Source: RefSeq, a predicted model, not a curated record